Molecule: messenger RNA, 1641 nt
Organism: Closterium sp. NIES-65
Lineage: Eukaryota; Viridiplantae; Streptophyta; Zygnematophyceae; Desmidiales; Closteriaceae
Source: the annotation of a GenBank genome assembly
AUGGUGUUUGACGCAUUUGAGCACCGAGACAGCAAGCAGUUCUUGAAGCAGCUCACCAUCCAGCACCCCUUCAUCACCACUCAGAUCGCUCAAGUGCCCGCCCACAUUGUUAGUAGACACAUCAUGUGUAUCAAGGGGGGCAAUGACGAGGACACGGACGGCCCAUCACGCAACUACUACACUCUUCGCUCAAGUGCCCACGCACACCGUCAACGGAUACGUCAUGUGCAUCAAGGCAGCUUCGCCUCGUGCCUUCAUUGCACGCACAGCCAGUGGGGCUUCGAGGCCCGCUUCACUCUGCUGCACCUCGCCUCCUCCCUCGCCUCCUCCCUCGCCUCCUCCCUCGCCUCCUCCCUCGCCUCCUCCCUCGCCUCCUCCCUCGCCUCCUCCCUCGCCUCCUCCCUCGCCUCCUCCCUCGCCUCCUCCCUCGCCUCCUCCCUCGCCUCCUCCCUCGCCUCCUCCCUCGCCUCCUCCCUCGCCUCCUCCCUCGCCUCCUCCCUCGCCUCCUCCCUCGCCUCCUCCCUCGCCACGUGGUGCCGCUCUCAUGGGUGCUUUGGCCCCGCCAGGCUCAUGCUCAGAACGCAGAUAUCAGCGUGGGCUGGCAACCUCCUGAAGGCCGGCAACCUCCUGAAGGCUGGCAACCUCCUGAAGGCCGGCAACCUCCUGAAGGCUGGUAACCUCCUGAAGGCUGGUAACCUCCUGAAGGCUGGUAACCUCCUGAAGGCUGGUAACCUCCUGAAGGCCGGCAACCUCCUGAAGGCUGGUAACCUCCUGAAGGCUGGUAACCUCCUGAAGGCUGGUAUCCUCCUGAAGGCUGGUAACCUCCUGAAGGCUGGUAACCUCCUGAAGGCUGAUAUCAGCGUGGGCCAGCAAUCUCCUGAAGGCACUUUUUUUGUGGUGGGCGCUCUUAACCUACACACCCUACCCUCCUUCUCCUCCCUACCCAUCUGCCGCUCCCCCACCGAGGUCAACCCACACACCCACGCCACGCGACUAUCAGCGUGGGCCAGCAAUCUGCUUAAGGCCGCACUGGGGCCGAAAGUAGAUGCUUACUUGAGCAAUCUGUUCAUGGCAGUGCUGCGGCCGGGAGCAGCGCCGCCAUUUAUACCGCCAGACAGGCUGACAACGCAGUGCCUGGAGAAUGCGGUGGUGCUGCACUGCAUUCUCCAGGCACCGCAGCGAGACACCGUCAACGCCAAUAUCAGCGUGCGCCAGCAAUCUACCUUUAAAGCAGUGCUGGGGCCGAAGGCAGCGCCGCCGGUCAAGCCACCGGACGGGGUCACACCGCAGUGCCUGGAGAACAGAGUGGUGCUAUGGCAGCGAGAUGGGAUGAUGCGCAUGCACGUAGCAAUGAAGGACGUGCUGUCGUGGAUGCGCAUGCACGUGGCAACGAAGGACGUGCUGUCGUGGAUGCGCAUGCACGUGGCAAUGAAGGACGUGCUGUCGUGGGCCUUCCUUCCUUCUUGUCUUCCAUCAGAUGCGGUAAUGAGAGGGGGAAAGAAGAGGAACAAGAGGGAGGGGGGAGUGCUGCCGUGGGUGAGCAAGCACCUGGAGACUCUGCGGCGGCAGCAGAAGGGAGGCGCGGAGGACGGCGAUCCGACCUUCUCAGAGCCCUGUGUGCACCGCAACCUGCUGUACUGA